Oncorhynchus mykiss (rainbow trout) is the source of this 4079-nucleotide messenger RNA. RefSeq names its product coagulation factor XIII A chain. Lineage: Eukaryota; Metazoa; Chordata; Actinopteri; Salmoniformes; Salmonidae. Gene Ontology annotation, biological process: blood coagulation, fibrin clot formation; peptide cross-linking. The record is from RefSeq and is a predicted model, not a curated record. Gene Ontology annotation, molecular function: protein-glutamine gamma-glutamyltransferase activity.
CGUGACUCUUCCUCCAACAUCAUCUCUACCUGAGCUUUUGAAGAACAGCAAAAACUGUUGACCCCUGCUUUCAACAUGUCUUCCUCUGCACGUUGUUUUGGGACCAACUUCCUUGGGCGCCUUAAAAGCCCCAUCUGUAGCUCCAACGCUGAGCAAGAUGACCACCAACUUCCCAAGUUUGAGCACUUUGGGGAGGCUGUGGCAAUUCCCCGUGGCCCCUACAGUGAUGCCACCCUGGAAUGUGUGAGAGUGGACAUGAUGCAAAAUGAGAACAAGAGCGACCACCACUGUCACUUGUACGAAGGCAAAAACAACAUUCUCAUCGUCCGCAGAGCCCAAGAGUUUCAGAUGACCCUCCAGUUCAACCAGCCCGUAAAUCCCAGUGACAAAUUCCAGAUUGAGUUUUACAUUGGUAUCGAUGCCAACGUGUUGAAUGGCACAAAGAUCAUCAUCUCCUUUGACGGCUCACAAACUGGGAAUUGGACCGGCCGCAUGAUACAGCAACAAGGGGAUGAGUGCGUGGUGGGCAUCACCCCUUCUGCGGACGCCAUCAUCGGGAAGUACUACACGAAUGUGGCGGUCAUCGGGUCCAAUGGAAUCUCAAGGACACAAAAGGACUCUGGAACAGACUUCUACCUCCUGUUCAACGCCUGGGCGUCCAAUGAUGAAGUGUACAUGCCCAAUGAGGAAGAAAGGCAGGAGUAUGUGUUGAAUGAAAAUGGCUUCAUAUAUGAGGAGGAAUCAGGUGAUGGAAGACAAUGGUUUUAUGGUCAGUUUGUGGAAGGGAUUCUUGAUGCCUGUUUCCAAAUCUUGGAUGACUCACACAUGCCUCUAGUAAACAGAGGCGAUGCUGUCAAAGUCUGCAGGAUAGGCUCUGCAAUGAUGAACUCCCAGGAUGACCGCGGGGUCUUGGUGGGCAACUGGAGCGAUGACUACUCCCUUGGCACUGCACCAACCUUCUGGAUUGGCAGUGACCAGAUCCUGCUCCAGUACGUCACCAAAGGGCCCGUCAGCUUCGCCCAGUGCUGGGUCUACGCCGGGACGUUCAACACCUUUCUGCGGUGUCUGGGCAUCCCUGCCAGGGUGAUCACCAACUUCAACUCUGCCCACGACAACACAGGGAACAUAAUCACAGAUCUUGUCUUCAACUCAGUGGGAAAUCAGCUUGAACUGAACGAGCGCCUUACCAGAGACUCAAUCUGGAACUACCACUGCUGGAACGAGGCGUACUUGUCCAGACUUGACCUCCCUGCAGACCAGAACUUUGGUGGCUGGCAGGUGGUGGAUUCCACCCCCCAGGAAACCAGUGAUGGAUAUUUCCGCUGUGGACCUUGCUCUGUCAAAGCCAUCAAGGAAGGAAUGCUUGGCUAUCAAUUUGAUGCCCCGUUUGUGUUUGCUGAGGUGAAUAGCGACGUUUACAAAUACAAGCUAAACUCACAAACUGGGAAAACUGAGUUACUAAGCGUAGACACAACUUAUGUCGGCAUGAAAAUCCUGACAAAGUCCAUUGGUGAGACCAAUGAGCCAAUGGACAUUACAGAGACAUACAAAUACCCAGAAGGCAGUAGUAAAGAUGAGGAGACCAUGAGGAAUGCCGAGAGAACCUACAAGACGCAUUUGCAAUAUGACGAUGAGCAGGGCGUGGCGAUGACGCUGGAGAUCCCGCAGGAGCGUGUGAAGAUUGGCCAGAACUUCCAGAUGGCUGUGGUCUUCAGGAACCUGAGUGAAGACACACGCACCAUCCAUGGCUUCCUGGUCGGCUCCACGAUCUACUACACCAACAUCCAAAGGGCUCAGUUCAAGCAGUUGACCUUUGACGUCACACUGAAACCCAUGGAGACGUCGAGGAUACAGGUGGGCGUGCUGGCCCAGAACUACAUGCCCAAGCUGGGUUGCCAAUCCAACCUCCGCUUCGUGGUGACGGCCAAGAGCUUGGAGAACAACCAGGACUUGACGGCCAUACAGAUAGUGAACCUGAAAGGCCCCGAGCUGGCCUUUGCGAUGAGUGGACCAGCGAAGGUGAACCAGGAGGUAUUUGUCAAGGUGGAGUUCACCAACCCGUUCCCAUUCAGCCUGCAUGACGUGAGGAUGGCCAUGCAAGGGCCUAAUUUCAUCUCAUACCGGGAAAAGUUGUACAGUGAGAUCUCUACCGGCGCCUCCAUCACCUGGAUAGAGUCCUGUGUCCCUACAAGGGCUGGGAAUACAAUGAUCUAUGCUGUCCUGGACUGCUCAGUCCUUGGGAAUGUGCAAGGCAAUUGGGCCGUCGGCGUCCAGGCCUGAGCAUCGCCCAGGAAGCCCUUCCCACCUGCUAAUCGCCUGCCAUCGACCGGAGAACCAUGGACGAAUAGAGGCUCUUGUGUAGAUUUGAAAGGAUUUGAUUGCUGGAUAUGCAAUUCCAUCUAGCUUAUGAGAAGGUGAGGGCGAGCAAAUAACAUACCCCUUACGGAAAAAACACAUGAUUCACGGGUGAAAUUUCCUCCUGGGAAAUCAUGUGAAACCAUGUUUUUUUUUUAGAACACUGAAGUUUACAUGUGGAUUUUACAUGUGAUCACAUAACCUUUCACGUGAAUAUUUUUCAAAUGAGAUUCCACAGAUGAUGCCCUGCAAACAAAAUUAAGUCGUUAGAAAACACACAAACAGUUCUUUUAACAUACAGUGUUUUCAAUGUACAUUUUUGACAUACAUAAUUACAUUGUGUAUGUUUAUUUAUACAGUCAUUAUUAUUCAACAUGUCCUCGGCUGGGUUCAGGAGUAACAUUAAAACAGAAUAAUAUCCCCCACAGUAGACAACUAUUCAGAAAACUAUACUUAUUCUGAAAUAACGAUGAAAUCUAUGGGGAGAGAAUAAUAAGAUGAACUAAAAUAGAAGUGCAGAUGGCACUCUUUUGCUAAGUGCAGACAUGUAUUAUAGAUAAUGAAUGUGUAUAGGAAUGCUAUAGACUUUGAUGGGCAGCAGAAAGAUCAGCGUAACCCAGAAGUUGUCAAUUCUAAUCCCAGGUGGGGUCAUAUUGAAAAGUCACUACUAAGUGAUCAUGUCAAAUGUAAUCAUGUUGACAUUGAUGAAAUAUUUUGUACACUAUUUUAGCUGAAUAGUGUACCAGUUACUUUAAAACCCACAAAUCAUUUGAUUCCCUUACACAAAAAGACAUGCAAAAUCACAUUGUUUAGCUGAAAUGUUCACAUUUCACAAAAGAAAAAUCACAAAAAAAAGAGACUUGAGGUCAGUUCUUCACAUAUGAAACCACAUGUUCACAUGUAUUCACUUUAAAGUUCACAUGUUAACACCACCUUUUCACAUAUGAGGAGAAUAACAUGUUUUCACCUCACGUGGAAUUUGUUUUUCACGUGUGAAAACGUUCACAUAGGAACAUCUAACUCUCAAAUGUGUAGUUUCAUGGUAUCGUACGUAGAUAUUUUGCAUCCUCAUGUUGUCACAUUUAUUUCACGAGAUCAUGUUUUCGCAUGUGUAGUUUCAUGUUAUCAGAUGUUGCUUUUACAUGUUGUCACAGAUGUUAUCACAUGUGAAAUGCAUGUGAUUUUUCUGUAAGGGAUUGCUUUCACCGAUAAGAUUUUUUACAGAAGGGGCUAGGGGCUAGGAGUUGAUUUGGAAUUGGGCAGAAGAGGGAGGGCCAAGUCGCAAUAAGCGCAUCAGUUUAUCUUAUUAUUUCCUCUGCAUUGCCAAAUAUCAAUCAAAUCAAUGUAUUUUCAGGCAUCGGUGACACUUAAAAUUGAAGGGCACCUACAUAAGGUCACAAUAUCAUCACUUGCAUGUCGACUCUUAACAUCCUGUGUAAACUUGCAGUUGUGGACAUAGUUUUUUCAUAAAAGUUAACCCUUCACAAGUGUUUCCAUAUGAAUAUGAUGGAUAGAUUUUUUUUAUGCAGUCUAAUUAGAUUACAGUUAUAUAUCAUGGAUUUAAUUUGGUUUCGAAUCAGCCGCCUCAGAAUCGGGUUUCUGUUAUUUUCGAUCUGACAAACCUUUGCUGACUGUAAAUUUCUCACACAAUCAUGACCUUCAAUCUUUUAACAUUUCAGCUGUGCACUGCUUUUGAUUAACAAUAAAAUAAUUUUCAAAAUCAA